Messenger RNA from Drosophila serrata, 549 nucleotides. RefSeq lists its product as uncharacterized. Lineage: Eukaryota; Metazoa; Arthropoda; Insecta; Diptera; Drosophilidae. The record is from RefSeq and is a predicted model, not a curated record.
AUGAACACAUUGUAUAUGAUCUGUGGAUUGUACAUCUUUAUAAACAUUGCCUCCACAGAUGAGCGCAAUUUUAGAGUGCAUUUUGACGAGUUCGCGAUGAAGUACAUGGUGCCGGACGUGUUCGAGAAGAUGGAUUGUCAGUUAUAUUACAUAAAUAAUCGGAGCUACGUGAACGCCGAAAUGAUUCUUAAACGGAACAUCGGAGAAAUAAAUGUGCGAGCCAGUAUGGAUUUCUGGAAAACGAACAACCGUCAAAAGAAAGUAAAGUUAUACGACGUUCAGGUGGAUGGUUGCUCCUUCCUGCGGAGUGUCCAUAAAAAUAAAUUGUUUAACAUUUACGUGAAGAGCUUUAAAAAACACGCCAAUGUUAACCUAGUCUGUCCUCUGAAAGCGAACUUUAGCUACAAGUUGCAGGAUUGGUACUUAGACGAACUGGAUCUUCCACCAUUUUCGCCUAUCGGUCAAUUUCGAACCGUUACCAAAUAUUAUACGCAAAAUAGAUUGGCCUUAAAUCUUGUGACUAGUGGCGAAAUUGUGUCCACGAAGUAG